ACCUCCAUAUAAGUUGUGUACUUCCUUACUCAACUUCAUUCUAGCAAAACAAAAACCUCUGAUUUCUUUAUCAUACAUUCACAUAGCAUAUACAAUGUCGCUUUACAGAUCUCAGGAUCCUCGUCUUCAUGCUAUCAAAAAUAGGAUUCGUGUUGUCCCCGAUUUCCCCAAACCUGGUAUCAUGUUCCAAGACAUUACUACUCUGUUGCUGGAUCCCAAAGCCUUUAAGGACACAAUAGAUUUGUUCGUUGAGCGAUACAAAGGCAAAAAUAUUUCUAUUGUUGCAGGAAUUGAAGCUAGAGGUUUUAUUUUUGGUCCUCCUAUUGCAUUGGCAAUAGGAGCAAAAUUUGUACCAUUGAGAAAACCAAAAAAGUUGCCUGGCAAAGUUAUUUCUCAGGAGUACAUUUUGGAAUAUGGAAGGGACUGUCUUGAGAUGCACGUUGGAGGCGUUGAACACGGCGAACGCGCUUUAGUAGUUGAUGAUUUGGUUGCUACUGGUGGAACACUUUGUGCUGCUAUGGACUUACUAGAACGUGUGGGAGCAGAAAUAGUUGAGUGUGCAUGUGUAAUUGAAUUACCAGAAUUAAAGGGUCGUGAACGGUUGAAUGGGAAACCCUUGUUUGUGUUAGUCGAAUGUUUUGAGUGCUAAGAUGAAAAUGAAUGAUUCGUCACACUCACUACAUUGGUGCUUUCUCAAAUUUGAAUUGAAUUUGAUUCAGGUCCCUCAUUUUUAAUUUUAAUGUUCAAUGCAUUAAAAAGAAUGCGUGUUAAGGCAAAGACAUGUGUGUUGUUGGAAGUAACAAACCAACAAAUCACUUUGAUCAAACUAGUGAAUUUGUAUGACUCACUCUUCAUUUGCAUGCUCUAAAGUUUGAUUAAUCGACGAGUACUAUUUGGAUGAGUUUUGCUAUUA
Cicer arietinum (chickpea) is the source of this 913-nucleotide messenger RNA. RefSeq names its product adenine phosphoribosyltransferase 3. Gene Ontology annotation, biological process: adenine salvage. Gene Ontology annotation, cellular component: cytoplasm; cytosol. Lineage: Eukaryota; Viridiplantae; Streptophyta; Magnoliopsida; Fabales; Fabaceae. The record is from RefSeq and is a predicted model, not a curated record. Gene Ontology annotation, molecular function: adenine phosphoribosyltransferase activity.